Messenger RNA from Emericellopsis cladophorae, 1593 nucleotides. RefSeq lists its product as uncharacterized. Gene Ontology annotation, molecular function: carboxy-lyase activity. The coding region runs from base 1 to 1593 and encodes 530 amino acids. Gene Ontology annotation, cellular component: cytoplasm. Gene Ontology annotation, biological process: ferulate metabolic process; cinnamic acid catabolic process. The record is from RefSeq and is a predicted model, not a curated record. Lineage: Eukaryota; Fungi; Ascomycota; Sordariomycetes; Hypocreales; Bionectriaceae. The transcript has 2 exons.
AUGCUGCUGUCCAAGAGCAGCCGCUUGGCGGGCCACCCACCAGCCAGCCAACUCCACCGCCAUAUUCGACACCAGAGCGCCCUCGUCACCAAACAAGAAACAAUAGACGCCCAGCUCGACUUUCGCACCUUUAUCGACGUGCUUCGCAAAGACGGCGACCUUGCCGAAAUCACACGCGAGGUCGAUCCCCACCUAGAGGUUGGCGCCAUUGUUCGGCGCGUGAGCGAGACCAAUGCAAAGGCGCCGCUGUUCCAGAAGGUUAAGGGCGCGAAAGAUGGCCUUUUCAGAAUCUUUGGCAACGCAGCGAGUUUGCGAAGCUCCGAGAGGGAGAGAUACGGUCGCAUAGCCAGGAACAUUGGCCUCGAGCCCGGGGCGAGCUGGAAAGAUAUCCUCGUGCGGACGCAGGAAGCGAAGACGAGGGAGGCUAUGAAACCCAACAUUGUGGCCGACGGUCCCUGUAAGCAGAAUAAGAUGUUUGGCGAGGACAUUGAUCUGCACAAGCUACCGGCUCCCAUGCUGCAUGCCGACGACGGGGGGAAGUACCUGCAGACAUAUGGCGUGCAUUUCCUGCGAUCGCCGGACGGCACGUGGACCAACUGCUCGAUCUUCCGAGGCAUGAUUCACGACUCGAGAAGACUGGUCUGUCUUGUCGGAACUGGUCAGCACAAUGCGAUUAUUCGCGAGAAGUGGAUACAGGCUGGCAAGACAGAGAUGCCUUGGGCUCUGGCGUUGGGAGUGCCCCCCUCCUUGAACCUCGCGGCCGCUCUUCCUAUACCAGAGGGGGUGACAGAAGCCGAGUACAUUGGGGCUCAGGUUGGGAAGCCACUCGAUAUGGUCAAGUGUGAGCUGAGCGAUCUGGAGGUGCCCGCCUCUAGUGAGAUUGUUCUCGAGGGCACGGCCUCGUUGGUCGACAAGGCUUACGAGGGCCCCUUUGAGGACUUUUUAGGGCUGCACUUUGACAACGACAUGCAUAUGCAUCCGUUGUUCAGGGUGGACGCCAUCACCUAUCGCGACGAUGCCAUCCUACCAGUGUCUGUGCCAGGCAGAAUCACCGAUGAAUCCCACACAACAUGCGCAAUGGCCUCGGAAGAGCUCCUUACUUUUGUCAAAGCCAAAGGGUUCCCCAUUCUGGACGCAAACGCCCCCCUCGAGAUGAUGGGGACCUGGUGCGCGCUCAAGGUGGACACAGCGGCCCUGACUGCGUCAAAGACAACCUCGAAAGAAUUCUGCGAGGCUCUAGGACAGAUUGUCUUCCGUAACAAGUCCAGCAUGCUCACGAACCGCAUCCUCCUCUUCGGCCCGGACGUCGAUAUCUACAGCCUGCGCGACAUCCUCUGGGCGCUGGCGACGAGGUGUCGCCCAGCCCAGGAUGAGUAUGUCUUUGAGGAUGUGCCCAGCUUCCCCUUGACGCCGUACAUGUGCCACGGAGGCGGCAGUGUGAGGAACGGCGGCAAGGUGAUCAUGGACUGUCUGUUCCCGAUGGAGUACAGAGGCGAGAAGACGUUCCACUCGGUGGACUUUGAGACGAGCUAUCCCAGGGACGUCCAGGAGCGGGUGCUCCAGAAUUGGGAGGGAGAUGGCCUUGGGGUGUAG